Phaeoacremonium minimum UCRPA7 is the source of this 1587-nucleotide messenger RNA. RefSeq names its product putative cytochrome p450 protein. NCBI's taxonomy places the organism in Eukaryota, Fungi, Ascomycota, Sordariomycetes, Togniniales, Togniniaceae. The record is from RefSeq and is a predicted model, not a curated record. Bases 1 to 1587 code for a protein of 528 amino acids. The transcript is spliced from 3 exons. Gene Ontology annotation, molecular function: oxidoreductase activity, acting on paired donors, with incorporation or reduction of molecular oxygen; monooxygenase activity; heme binding.
AUGGCCUUCACCACUGGAAGUCCUACCAUCCUGCUUCUCUUCGUCGGCGUCGUCACUAUUGCCUAUGUUGUAGCUCGUAAGAGAUUCAGCCAUGACCCUCGUGAGCCACCGCUGGCUCCCCAGUCCAUCCCCAUUAUUGGGCAUAUGGUAGGACUGGCUCGCUCAAAAUUCAACUACCAUGUCGACCUUAGCAAGCGGGUAAACUCCCCGCUCUUCACGAUGCCACUGCCGGGCCAGAAGAUGUAUGUGGCCACCACCCCGGAGCUCAUUCAGAAGGUCCAGAAGCAGCACAAGACGCUCGCGUUCCCACCUGUCGCGGCCAAGUUCGCCUCCAAGGUCUGCGGAACAAGCCGAGAAGCCCAGGCCAUCUUGGGCGUGAAUGUGAAUGGCGACGAGGGCGACUUUGGCCUGUCGAUGGAGUCUGCCGCGGCCAUCCGGAACGCGCUCAAGCCCGGCCCACUGCUCGACGAUCUGAACCACGCCAUGAUCCAAGAAAUCACAAAGGCGUUGGACCUGCUGGAGCCGCCCAGAGGUCAGUCACGAGAGAUUGGCAUGUACGCCUGGCUGAGGGCUGCCAUCACCACUGCGACGACGAGGUCGGUCUAUGGUCCGCUGAACCCUUAUGAUGACAAGUCCGUUGCCGAUGCUUUCUGGGUAUUUGAAGAAGGGCUCAUGGCACUGCUGGUCGGCUUCCUUCCUUCAAUCACCUGUAGAAAGCCUACUGCUGCACUCAAGAAGGUCUCUAAAGCCAUCGAAGCAUACUACAGAGCUGGGGGAGCAAAGGAUGCUUCUGCUCUCGCUCGGGACCGCUAUCAAUCAGGAGUUGACAACAAUGUUCCGGUGGAGGACAUUGCCCGCUAUGAGGUGGGAGGCUCACUUGCGAUCCUUGUCAACACGGCGCCAGCAGCAUUCUGGGCUCUGUUUCUAUUCAACUCGCACCCAGAUCUCCUUGCAGAUAUCCGCAAAGAGAUCGAUGCCUGCACCGAGACGGCCACGGAGAAUGGCGCUACCAGGAAGACUGUUGACAUAACGGCGCUGAAGGAAGGCUGUCCUCUCUUGCUCUCCGCCUACCAAGAGGUCCUCCGGUACAGCUCGAUGGGUACAUCGGUGCGAGAGGUGAUGGAAGACAUCUAUCUGGACCAAUGGCUGCUCAAGAAGGGUUCAAUGCUCCAAAUGCCAAGCCGUGUCAUCCAUCAGAACGCCGACCUCUGGGGCGCAAACGUCACCGACUUCAACCCGCGCAGGUUUCUCCCCGAGGAGAAGCAGAACCGCCCGCGCGAUGUCUGCUUCCGCGCGUUCGGCGGCGGCAAGACCCUCUGUCCCGGCAGGCACUUUGCCACCAACGAGAUUCUUGCCGUUGUUGCUGUAUUCAUAGCGAGGCUAGAUUUGACGCCAGUUAAGGGGGUAUGGAAAGCUCCUACUACCAACAACACCAAUAUUGCGACGGUGAUCAUGGAGCCGGACGAUGACAUUCAGGUUGUGGUGAAGACACGACCGGGAUUUGAAGGCGUCAAAUGGGCCAUCAAACUUGACAGGUCGGAGAAGAUAUUUGCAAUGGUGACGGAGGAUACUGGAGAGACAGAGUAG